AUGAAUGUUGGCUGGUCAUCGGUGAAAGAGUACUUCACCUUUGCGUGGGCACUCACUCCUGAGGGGUACACUAAGGAAACUAAUGCCAACUGCUGUGUACAUUUCCAAGCCUCUUACCUGCCCUGCCCCAGUUCGGUGGAGUACCAGUUUGUCUAUGUGGAUCAGCGAGGCGAGGUGUUUGCCCGCAGUCGCCAGUUCACCGUCGCCAUUUCCAAGCCUCUGGAUGAGCUGGAGACAUUGACGGAGGAGCGGGACGAGGAUGAGGAGGGCGGAGAGGGGGACAGGGACGGCCUGCUCCUGGUUGUGCCCAGAGCUCAGCUCCUGCAGAAUAAAUUAGAGGAAAAACAAAAAGAAAUGGAGAAACUUCUUGAUAAAGAGUGGGUGCAGAAGUUGAACCGCGACAUGCAGCGUAAGGAGGAGUGGCUCCAAGAAAAGAGGAUUAAGAGGGAGAAAAAAGUGGAGCUUGGAAAAGAGAAGGAUUGUGCUGCCCGCAGGGAGGAGCAGGAAGUGAAGGCCAGCCUGAGAAUGAACCAGAUGGAGAGGGAGCAGCAGCAGCUGGAGAGACAGGAUGAGGAGGAGCACAAGACCAGUAAGGGUGAAGACCAACCACUGAUUCUGCCAGACCUCACCAACCCCAUCAUAAGGUGA
Messenger RNA from Coregonus clupeaformis (lake whitefish), 648 nucleotides. Its product is annotated as calcium-binding and coiled-coil domain-containing protein 1-like. The coding region runs from base 1 to 648 and encodes 215 amino acids. Lineage: Eukaryota; Metazoa; Chordata; Actinopteri; Salmoniformes; Salmonidae. The record is from RefSeq and is a predicted model, not a curated record. The transcript has 7 exons.